GGCCCCGCGCAGGCGCGUCCCGGUGGCGGCGGGCCCGGGCCGCCCCUUCCUGGUCGGUCGCGGCGAGGAGCGUCAGGGGGAGCGGGGCGAUGCUGCUGGUGCUGUCGGAGGAGCAGAAGGCCCACCUGGGCUGCCUGCCGCGGGCGGGCGGCGCAGCCGUCGGCGAGCUGGGGCGCCUGGCGCUGGAGCUGCUGCGGCGGGGCGCGGCGCCGCGGGCCUGCGAGGCCGCCGCCAGAAAGCUUAACGUCGGUGUUGACACCGUCCAGCAUGGGGUGGAAGGACUCACAUAUCUUCUCACUGAAAGCUCCAAGCUUAUGAUUUCGGAGACAGACUUCCAAGAUUCCAUUCAUGUUCUGGGAUUCUCAGAUGAACUGAACAAAUUAUUGCUGCAGCUGUACCUCGAUAACAGGAAAGAGAUUAGAAGCAUUCUUGGUGAGCUGACACCGAAGCUUCCCAGCUAUCACAAUCUGGAAUGGAGACUGGAUGUGCAGCUUGCAAGCAGAAGUUUGAGACAACAGAUUAAGCCUGCUGUGACUAUAAAGCUACAUCUUAAUCAGCAUGAAGAUCAAACUGCCCAGGUGUUGCAAACCGACCCGUCUACCCUCCUCCACCUAAUACAGCAACUGGAACAAGCACUAGGGGAAAUGAAAACCAACCACUGCAGGAGAAUAGUGCGCAACAUGAAAUAGUAUUGAUUCAUGGCCAUUGUUGUAGUAAGCGGUUUGUGGAACAACUAAAAACAAAGUUCACAAAUACAUUUUGAGGAAAAAUAAACAUCUGGAUCAGAUGGAAUGCUUUCCUGUGCCAGGAUCUUGAGCCAGUAAUUAGAGGCUGAAUGUCCUCUGGUGCUAACUUUGCGCACCUGCCUGAUAUGAGAUUGGUCAUUGGUUUUGCUUACUUGCACAUGUAGAAGUUCAGCGUGCUGUGCUGAGAAUUUCUUUUGCUCUAAAUUAGUAUAGUUCUACUUGAAGAGCUUUCCUACAUUAAGUAGAGCUGUCUCAAUAUUAUAUGAAGCUGCACAUUUAUUUUUACAUUUAUGAAGUAGGUAUUUUUCUUGAUUUUGCAUCUGUUCUGAAUUUUUUUAAAAAGACCCUAUACUGUUGGGAAUGAUACUUUACAGGAAUGUUUCUUCCAGCAGACUCAUGCAUAUGUAAGAGUACAGGUGGGACUACUGCCCUCCAGAGGAUUCAGUCAACUCAGGGGCUGGGUGUUGCACUGCGUUUCUACCCUUCCUGCAUGACGACAGAAAGUGUAACCAAGCUAACGCUCCUAUUCUAAGAAAGCUACCUAUAACCCCUACUAGGUAGUCUCAUGCUUUCUGCAGGUAGCAGGUACCAUAGAAAACCCAGUGGCCUAAACAUAAGUUAGUGUACUGCUUAUUUCUAUAUGUAAAGGUGAUCUGAAAAAUUGCAGAAGUAAAAUGAUGGGCUAGGAGGCAGAUUAAAUAGUUUUACUUAUGAAUGUUUUACUGUCACUAGUGAGAGUGCAUCAUUAGUCCCUUAAAGUAUAUUGGAGAGGGCAGAUAGGCCAGAGAGAACCUUAAUGUACAGAUUCUGGCAAUAACUGUAUAUUUACUGUCUUUCCUAUUAACACGAUACAUUUCUGUAAUAAUUGGGUUCCCACAUUCACAAAUGCAUUAUUUUCUUAUUCUUUUGAAUUUUUAUACUAUUUCAAAUGAAACCUGCAUAGCAGAAGUGCUUAAAUCAAUAACACUUAGAAAAAGUCAGUUUUCUAGAAUAUGGAGUUGCUUAUUCUUUACAUGGCUUGGUGAUGGUGUGAACAAACUUAAUUUCCUCUUGCGUAUGUGAAUCAGCCAUGUGUUUCAUUUACCAUCCAUAUGCGGUGAUUUUUUUUCUUCGCAUCUAGUUUGUGGUAAUUAAAUGCGAUCAAAUGUUACUACUUGGGAUUUAUGAUGAGUAUUUUUGCAUGUAAUUGGUGUACAUUUUCAGGUGAAAUAUAAGAACAACCUCUGUGUAGGACAGUACUUUCUCUUUAUUCCAUGUCUCCUAACUCUCCUGAUACAACUCAUGGCAGCAAAAUACAAUUCUAGAUACCAGCCCUGGAACGUUUUCAUGUCUCAUCUCACUACUGCCCUAUGAAUCUGAACAUAUUUAACUUUCUGUCUCUUAAACUUCUUAAAAAAAGAAAACUAGUUGCCGUAGAGCUAGUUGGCAUCAUGGUAAAUGCUGGCAAUUUAUGUGUGUGUCCUGUCCUGAAGCAUGUGCUAGAAGAGAAGGGGAGGGUUUCUGUCAGUGAUCAGGAGUAAAACGGACAGUUUAAAGUGGAUUUUUUGAAUACGGAAUGUCAUUAGAAAGCCUGCAUAUUCAUUUUUUGAAGCUUAUUACAAUAGUGUAGAAGUAAGAACUGUGACACUGAAUGGUCUUGUUUCCUGUAACAAAACAUGAUCUGAAUUGAGGAUGGUCAAGGUUAAACUUCAAAGUGGGGUGAAAUGUAAAACGCAAACUCUGGCAGUGAUCCAUGAACAAACUCUAGAAAAAAAGUAAGGAGAAAGAUCCUUUACACCAAGUGUGUUGCUUUUGAAUUGUCCUUUUCAGUUCUGGGGAGAAGUACUGAGCCUGGAAAAGCAGCUUCUUGGCAGCUAGUGAUUUCAGCGUAAUUACUGGAAAGGUAGACUUGCCCCUCUCUGCGGUUAAAACGGGUCUUCCUACAGCUCUGCUGUUCCCCUUCGCCCUGUCUCCGGAGCACAGACAGCAGCUACUGAGGGCUCAGAGGCUGCAGACAGAAGUGCUGAUGUGCAGACAGCAGUACGGUGGCUAAAACAACGCUUAAACUGCCGUUGAUGGAAUGGCACUGAUGGGAGUUACCAAGAUGGGAACUGUGCUAUUUGUAUAGCUGCUGUGUUGUAGAGCAGUGGAAGCUGGAGAGUGAAAAAGCAUCCACCUCAUUAACCCAUAGAUAGUGGUAAAAUAAGAAUUCACCCGUGGAUGUGGAUUUUUCCAGUUUUAAUGUAAACUCUAUCCAAAAUUAAAGGUGAUAUAUAAAGCUAUAUUUAAUAUAACUUGUUUCCUCUCAUGUGCUUUGUAGAAACCCUUGAACAAGACAUGGAGAGUACAGAGCAUUAUUCACAAGCUAUUAAAAAAAAAAUAUGUUGCUACUUCUAACCCAUUUUAUUUUUAAUAGGCUUUUUAAAAUUUGCUGUGGUAUCUAGCCUCAAAAUCAAAGUUAAAUUUGAGGCCAUUUCUCUACUGGUUUGUUGUUUGUUUGUUUUUUUUCCAAGCCUGGAAGAACUGGAUGCUGACUUUCUAACAGAAAAAACUGACUUUCAACUUACCUCUUAAAAAGUUAAGUAACUUUUUUUUCAAAGUGACUAAUCAAAUUUGAUUUGUAGACAGUACAGCAUUUUCAUCUUCAAGCCAUUUACAAACAUAAUUAAGUUCUGAAUAAUCUGUGAGGAAGCAGAGUGUAUUACUACUUCACCUUUAGAAAUCUAUGAAGUAUGGAACAUAAUCUGUUACCCUCAGGGUAGAACUUCUGUAUGGUUUGUUUUACUGGAAAAUUAACUUUGUUCUGCAGAACGGCUCUUCCGGUCUGUGUCAGGAACUUUUGGCUUUAUGAAGUAAGCAGCUUGCACGUGGCUUCCUGGCACCUUUUUGACAGACCACUAAAUUCAGGUGAAUUUUACGUCAGUGCAGAGUUCCAAGUGCACAGAAAAACUAAAAAUCCAACUAGUUUAAGCAUAAACUAUUUUCUUAAAAGCAGAGCUCGGCUCAGCCCUUAAGCUAUACACUUCUCAAUGGAUUUUUGUCCCAGUUUAUUUUUUCCUGGUUUAAACAGCAGGGGGCAGAAAGCUUGGUUUUUUUAUAUUCUACAAAGGAGAAGUUUCACUAUACAGUCAUUUUCAGUGAUAUUCAUACAAUCAUAUUCAGAUAAGAAUAGUUUAUAGUCUCAAGAUUUAGCUUGGAAUAUAUUUCACCUUGUAUUUUCCAAAUUCAUGAUCAAUUUUAAACUGAAAACAAUAAACCUUCCAGUUUUCAACCACUGUAAAACAUUGUUUCUUGAAUCUGCUAAUUUGCUAAGCUACUUAGCAAAGAAAAUAAUAUAAUCCAAUUCUUAAAACUCAGGAUGAUGUAAUUUGUUUGGUGGUGUAAAAUGUUUAUAUUGUUUUAAGCACUGAGGAAGCUCAAGAAGCCAUGCUUUUCCUCCUCCUGUCUUUUUUUUUUUUUUUAAUCCUUUUGAAUGAACUUUGUAUGAACACUGUGGGCUUCAUAAAAUAUAUUGCUUAAGUUCCUGAUCCAAGUUUUAACCAACUCCCCAUCUCUGAAGCAUAUUUAGAUUCUCCUACAAGCUUUAUUUUCUUGUACUUUUGCUUGUUCCUGCCACUCUUUCUUGCAAACUUUUAAUGUACUAAAUACUUUUCCACCUUCUAACUGGCCAAUUAAUGAGAUGUUCCUUGAAUUAUAUGAGGAAAAUUGUUUUCAUUUAAACAGCUAUGGAGUUAGUUAGAUAUACAUGUAUAUAAAUAAAAUCAGUAUCUGAACUUUGGAUUAGGCCUACAAUUCUCAUUUAACAGAAACCCCACUGAACUAUGAUUUUGUCUUAACACUGUAUUUUUAAUUUAAUUUUAAAGUAUUACACUUUUUUAAAAUUUAGUGCUGUUUAUGAAAUGUGUACACGUAUAGGCUAAAAGGUAUGAAUGGUGAUUUUGUUUCAGUUCCAGUUUUUAUAAGAAUGCCUAUUUCCUAUACUAUGACUUUGUAAUAUUAACAAUAGAUAGUGCGUAGGAAAGGAAGUCUAAGAUUAGGAAUAACCUGGCAAACCUCCAUGGGUAAAGCUUUGCUGUUUCUUACUUAUCUAAAUAAAGGGAAGGAAGUCUCCUGUCGCUCUGUGCUUGGCUUUGUGGUCAAGGUCAGGUGUAUUACAGCACAGCCUCUUUUUUUAAAUACUCACUGAUUUUAUUUUCAAGAUAAGUAUAAAUUGUGGUAGUUUGGUUACUGCAGUUGUAUCUUGAAAUCUGAAAUUUCACUUGCUCAUCAGAUUAUUUGUAUCAAUAGAAAACACUAUUAUUUCAUUUAGGGUUGUGGGUUUUGAUUUAUUUGAAGUGCGUCAGGUUUUAAACCUUACCAGUAGUUCUACUGAAGAUGGAGUAGUGAGCAGACUGCUUUUACGUGCAUAAAAGUGCCUUUUUUACUGUGAUUGUGUAAUAGAAUUUUAGAAUACCUUUUAGGAAUCACAAUGAUCAUCAGCUUUAUGACUUGCUUAUUCUAGAUAUAUAAGGACAGGCUAUCUGUCAAAUAAAUGAAGUUUGUAAGAGGAACGCUACUCUAAAAUAGCUGCAUGCCGAUUGUCACAAAAUGUAAAUAUUCAGGGCUAAAAUACAAACCAUAGCGUCUAAAUAUGCUGCCAAACGCAUUCAAUACAUUUCUUCCCACCAUUAAAUACUUAAGAACCUUCUGCUGAUCUUACUCUUUCCCUGUCCAUAGCUAGUGCUCUGUCAAAAUGUUAUUUUUUUGGCAAAAGGAAAACUUAAGUAUACAGAAUAACACUAAAUUUCACUUUAUGGAACCUUUACUUGCUCCACAGUGUGCUUGUGUGUGCAUGAACAUUCAAAGUAGUAUCCUAGUGCUCCUAACAAAUACUUAAAGUAUUAGAGCUGCGGAAGUCGGGAAACUUCUCUGCUAGGCCUUUCAUGCAUCAUGUGUUCCUAGAUCUACCAUAAGAUAACAGAAAAAAAUCCCGUCCUGUUAGGUUUGUCUUUUGCAGAAGCCCUGAGAAAUCCCUCAGUUGGUACUUCUACUAUUAUUGAGACAAAAUCUUUCGUAAACAUUUUUGUUCUGAAUUUCAGGACAGGACAUUUUGGUUAAUAAUUUGAAACGGGUGGCCUUUAAAAUCACCAUUGUUUAUACUUUUCUACACAUCCAAAAGUACCUUCCAGAUAAUAAUUUCCAGAUGUAAGAAUUCACAAGUUUGCCAAAUACUUCUCAGUUGUUGCUGGGGAUUGCAGCUUUGGAUUUUGCUGACCGACUGUUAACAGUCUGAAGUGGGAAGUGUGAACACGCGGGGGAGCCAUCUCGGCCUAUAGCGUUGGUGAAGCUGGUCUACUGCAGUUGGCUAACUUUGCAUGAACCCAGACCGUGCAUAAAGCAUUUGGAUGUUCCCUUUGGUCAGCUGAGCCCUCUUGGACAGUAACAUCCAGGUACCAGAUGGCUGCAAGUAGUUUGAGGGAUGAGAGCAACUCGAACUCUCCCAAGUAGACCUAAGAUAAGAUAGUCGCUUGGAGAACCAAGAGUUCAAGCCCCAACAAAGCUAACUUGAGAUCUUUUGGAAACUCUGUUACAGAAAAAAAAAAAGACAAGAUGUAGUCAUUUGUCUUGAUUUUUCAAUUAUUAGAGGUUGUGGCACUUUGUAAAAAAAGAUUGUCUUCAGUGAUCUUUGCUUCUUCGCGUGAUCUGAAUAUCAAGGGAAUCUUCUCCUAACCGUGGCCAAUUUAGGAAUGUGUUGUAAAAUCUCGUAUCACAAAGAAAUCUAGCAUACGGUCUCAUAGUAGAUGCAAUCAAGAAUCCAUAAGAAAGCAAGCUACAUGCCUUUUAUAAAUCAGUCAGUAAAUAUCCUGAAAAGGAUGCAUGCAUUUUGAGUACUUCUAUUUAGGUUGGUUUUACCAUACCAAGUGUUAUUUUUCAUCCUUCUUGAAUAAAUUCUAUAAUCACA
Chroicocephalus ridibundus (black-headed gull) is the source of this 6666-nucleotide messenger RNA. It is a transcript of the gene COMMD2, whose product is annotated as COMM domain containing 2. The record is from RefSeq and is a predicted model, not a curated record. Lineage: Eukaryota; Metazoa; Chordata; Aves; Charadriiformes; Laridae. The coding region runs from base 90 to 689 and encodes 199 amino acids. The transcript has 5 exons.